This is a messenger RNA of Aspergillus ibericus CBS 121593, 2820 nucleotides long. Its product is annotated as transcription factor domain-containing protein. Gene Ontology annotation, biological process: DNA-templated transcription. Lineage: Eukaryota; Fungi; Ascomycota; Eurotiomycetes; Eurotiales; Aspergillaceae. Gene Ontology annotation, molecular function: DNA binding; zinc ion binding. The transcript has 2 exons. The record is from RefSeq and is a predicted model, not a curated record. Bases 310 to 2694 code for a protein of 794 amino acids.
CACCACUCGACCCCGGCCCCCAAUAGACCCAUCAAAUCAGCAAAUAACUUGCUGACCGGACAGUGAUUAUUUAAGCAAUCGCAUCGUCGAUAUCAAAUUGGCGGGGAAGCCCGCAAAGGCCCCCACAUCCGGCCGCCUCCCGAACACCGCCUUCUUUAGUGCCGGGGAGGAUGGUCUCCAGUUGUCCACUAUCAGCCUGCCCCAUACGCUCGCGGCCUGCAUAGGCAACCGCUGGAUCCGGCCAUCUAUCUCCCUCUGAAUGUGAUCUUCCAACUAACUGCAAAUGCCGCUGGCUUUGCCUUUUCCAGCAUGUUGACCGCCAAACGCAAGCCGCCCAGUGCGGACUUGGAUGACAAUAGACCUGUGGCGAAGAGAAGUAACAGUUUGAGUUACAAUGCGCAUGCGCCUUGGUUACAUGACUCCAGGCCAUCUCGGACAUGGCGGACUUUAGGGGAUCGUGGGGUACGGUCUUCAUUACCACUCGAAAACAUGGUCUCGACCGUCCGCGAUCUAAUCGACCCGGAUUUCGACCCUCUUAUUGCCAUUCUCGACGAUGAACCUCGCUUCUUGAAGCCUCUCCCGUCUCGUAUCUCACCGGAAGACCUGGAGUUCCUGCGCUUCCGCGGGGCUUUAUCGAUUCCAGAGAGUGGCCUGCGGAAUGAAUUACUACGAUGCUAUAUCAAAUGGGUGCAUAGCUUCAUGCCGGUGUUAAAUUUACAGGAGUUUCUUCGAUGUGUCGCAAAAAAUGACCCCAAUGGCAAUAUCAGCCUUUUGCUUUUUCAAGCAGUGAUGUUUGUGGCGACGGCUUUCGUCGACCUGCAGCAUCUGCAAGCAGCUGGAUAUGCAACGCGAAAAAGUGCUCGCAGUGCGUUCUUCACUCGAUUAAGGCUCCUCUACUCACUCGACUGCGAAGACGAUCGAAUAGUCAUUCUACAGACUUUGCUGCUGAUGACAUAUUGGUCUGACCACCAAAACCACCCACAAAGAGACAUUUGGGACUGGAUUGGUCUCUGCAAUAUACAUGCGCACUCGAUAGGGUUGAAUAGAGACCCUUCAUCGGCCAAUAUGGACCCUAGGACCAAGCGGCUGCGAUCCCGUAUCUGGUGGAGCUUGUAUUCACGAGACCGGCUUAUUGCGAUGGGGCUGAGACGGCCAACCCAGGUGAACGAAGGGACUAGCAAUGUUCCCAUGUUGAGACUGGAAGACUUUGAUUUCGAACCCUACCACCCUACCGUGAUCGAGAUGUUUCGUUGUCGUCAGCUGGAGGAUGCUUCCCAUCAAAAGCGCCUGGCAACCAUGUUUAUUGAAAAGGCCAAGCUAUGUCAAUGUAUCGGCCGGGUAUUGUUCGCCCAAUAUACCCCGUCGCAGUGUCAGUUUGGCGUGACCACUCGCACAACCAUCAGUCUAGUCCCCAGGCAGGCUUCGGAGUCGGAAUUGGCACGAUGCAGCCAGCGAUUGGAGUCGUGGUUGAGCGCUCUGCCAAGGGACGCACAGUUCAUCCCCGCGUCAAGAACAAACUUCCACGAUGGGGAGGAUGUUCUACUCCUCCAUGGUGCUAUGGUACGAAUGUUAUACCAUGCUACCACAAGCGCGCUGCAUCGUCCCUGGGCAUUUACGUCCAACAAGGACCAGUCACGAUCACGCCGGGAGUUGAUUCAAACUGCACAAUCGAAGAUGCACGAUGCUGCUGUGGGUAUCACGCAUAUCAUCCAAGGCCUCAAUCAGCUUAACCUCACUCGAUUCCUCCCUCAAUCCGGAGUGACCGUCAUUAUCCCAGCCGCCGUGGCCCACCUGACCAACUCCUUAUCUGGCAAUCCCGCAACCCGAGAGACCAGCAUCUACAACUUCCAGCGGUGCAUCCAGGUGCUGCAGGGUCUUAAAGACAUCUACCCUGCAGCGGACAUGGAGGUCGCUAAUAUUGAAGCCGCGGUCAAGCUCCAGUCUGACAGUACAAACACCUUUCUCCGAAUCAUGCAGUACGCCAACACCUCCGGCACCAUGAGCCACGAACAGCCUCGAAAGCAAAGCACCAUAUCAAACCCACAUACGAUAAUAUCAAUGGACGACCGAGUCUCCAAUCACUGGACUCCUCCGCAAGACGAGCCCGACCCAGCCACCCACCCCAGACAGCCCACCUCUAAACCAACCAGUCCAACAACACAACCCACACCCACGAAAAGAACCAGCACCACAACCAACCCCCCGCUCACAUUCAACAACAACAGUCACAACCGCAACAAUCCCACCAACCCCUUACCCAAACAAACCGAACCCACCCCGCCCAACGACUUCGACGAUCCCAUCGCCAACUUUCUCAACGACACCAACCCUCCCAUCUCACCCCGCGACACUCGAUCCCAAUCUAACCCCAACACCACCAUCAACUCAACCGACCCCUUCCCCUUCGACCUCGACUUCGAUCUCGACACCUUCGCCGCCGACUUUCCUCCCCAGAAUCCCAAUCCCGACCCAUCCCCAGACCUCGACAUAGACUGGGCCAGUGAGCUUCUCCGAUGGACCGGUCCAGCCCCGGAGGAUGCAUUAACCAAUAACAAGGACCUGUUUUCUCCCUUUCCGAAUCAUGUGCAUGACAGUACGCCGGGACAGAGGUCGAGUAGUCAUGUGAACGGGGAUAUCACGGGGGAUUUGGACAGGGAUUUGGGGUUUGUUCCUUCCGAUGAUGACUUGUUUUAGGCGUUGGGGCGGGAUUUGUCGGUGUGUGUCUUCUAGGUUGGGGGAUGGAUUUCGUGUACAUAGGUUAUAUAUAUUCAGCAUAGGCGGACAGGCUGUGUAAAUAAUGGCUUUGCGAUCGUGAUAAUU